This is a messenger RNA of Trypanosoma brucei brucei TREU927, 1329 nucleotides long. Its product is annotated as eukaryotic translation initiation factor 4E, putative. Lineage: Eukaryota; Euglenozoa; Kinetoplastea; Trypanosomatida; Trypanosomatidae. Gene Ontology annotation, cellular component: eukaryotic translation initiation factor 4F complex. Bases 1 to 1329 code for a protein of 442 amino acids. The transcript has a single exon. Gene Ontology annotation, molecular function: RNA 7-methylguanosine cap binding; translation initiation factor activity. The record is from RefSeq and is a predicted model, not a curated record. Gene Ontology annotation, biological process: translational initiation.
AUGAAUCCAGAAGCGGAGGAAUUUGUACCGAAGGGGAACCGCACACCAGGAUCCGGUGGUCGGCGUGGAAACGGUGGUGGCUCCCGGCAGAUUCCGGUCCGCGGGGAACGUCAACAACCACCACCACCACCACCACCACCACAGCAGCAACAGCAGCAGGUGGCGCCGUCGUCACAGACAACACUUCGCGCGAGUGCAGAGCCAUUCCAGCCUAAGGGCUCCCAAGGAUUUGGGCUCGUUGGGCAAGUACUUCCAUAUGUUGCCGGCCCACCAGGCGGUGUCCCACAAGCGUGGGAGUCUGUGGAGCCAGUGCCUCCGCUUUCUGUGUGGAAGAGUGAUUCAGUGCAGCAAGCGGGCGCAAAACCGCUGUCACUUAGCGCCACACCCUAUACGCCUACUAACCCAAAGAUUUCGUCCAAGUUCCCAGCCACUCCUGAGGCUCAGCGGGGCCCUUCAACAGAGUUUAAGGACACGACACCAGCGUCACUUCAGCCUCAGGAAAAGGAAGUGGUAGAGGUAGGUGAAAAGGCUGUGGCUAUAGCCUCGCCCCCGGAGGAAGAUGCUGUUGCCGCCAAUGGUGGCUCUGUUGAUGCCAGCGGCGCACCAUCAACGCAGAACUUCACCGUAGGUGAGAUAGUGGAGAACGACUUUAGCGGAUCGAUGCUUCCCAGUUUGUUUCAGGUAGAGGUGCUAGACAAGCCGGCCCCUGCCGAGCCUGUUCGGUUUAAUACAGUGUGGGCCCUCUAUGCCGACGAGCAUCCAACACCGUUUGGAGCUCCGUUAGCGUAUCACCCGGUUCUCGUCCACCUUGUUGGGGAUGUUGAGUGCUUCUGGCGCCUGUGGAGGCACCUGCCCCCUCCAUCCACGUUGCUGCCCGCCUUCACAUAUCACUGGUUCCGUCGGGACAUUAGGCCGAACUGGGAGCACACCCGUAAUAAGAAUGGUGGAACAAUCACCUUCGUAAUAUUUGACAGAGACAAGCCGGGUUUGAAUAACAAGCAGACAAUGGAUGAUGCUUUCAUGGCGAUGCUCAUGGCAUGCAGUGGGGAAUCUUUGGCGGAGAGUACAACGAACCUCAACGGCGUGAUGCUCAAGGUGCGACAGAACAAACCCACAACGCUGCAGAUUUGGACAGCCAGCUCAGAUGAGUUGAAGCUCAGGUCCUUAGCCCGUAGUCUGAGGACUUUAUUAGAAAAGGUUAUUGGGCCCAAGCCACUGCAAAAGCUAGAAUAUUUCUCGCAUCAAAGGACGCAGGUUGGUGCCCCCGGUAGUCUGGCCGGAAGGAUGAAAGGAAAACCGUCGAGGAUAACACCCGACUUCACGCUUUAG